CUGUAUAAAACUUUUGGGGACGGUUUGCCGGGUUGCACUUUCCGUCGGUCCGGGGCUCAGACAGGAGAGAGGGGGCAGAGAGAGAGAGAGAGAGAAAGAAAGAAAGUAAAAAAAAAGAAAGAGGGGGGGUUUCCACUUUUUAAUCCCACGCUUCAAGAAAGUGCCUCUCCGUUUCAGCCAGGAUGGAGAACGCACACAUCAAGGACUCGGAGGACGUCCUGUCCUACUUCGGCGUCACCGAAGACACCGGCCUGUCCCCGGAUCAGGUGAAGAGGAACCUGGAGAAGUACGGCUUCAACGAGCUGCCGGCGGAGGAGGGAAAGAGCAUCUGGGAGCUGGUGGUGGAGCAGUUCGAGGACCUGUUGGUCAGGAUCCUGCUGCUGGCCGCCUGCAUCUCAUUCGUGCUGGCCAUGUUCGAGGAAGGAGAAGAAACCGUCACUGCCUUCGUGGAGCCCUUCGUCAUCCUCCUCAUCCUCAUCGCGAACGCCGUCGUGGGCGUGUGGCAGGAGCGUAACGCGGAGAGCGCCAUCGAGGCCCUGAAGGAGUACGAGCCCGAGAUGGGGAAGGUUUACCGGGCGGACAGGAAGAGCGUUCAGAGGAUCAAGGCCAGGGAGAUCGUCCCCGGUGACGUGGUGGAGGUUUCUGUCGGUGACAAAGUGCCAGCUGACAUCAGGCUCAUCUCCAUCAAGUCCACCACUCUCCGAGUGGACCAGUCCAUCCUCACCGGCGAGUCCGUGAGCGUGAUCAAACACACUGAUCCGGUCCCGGACCCGAGGGCCGUGAACCAGGACAAGAAGAACAUGCUGUUCUCUGGCACCAACAUCGCCGCCGGUAAAGCCACCGGCAUCGCCGUGGCGACCGGCGUCACCACCGAGAUCGGCAAGAUCCGCGACCAGAUGGCGGCGACGGAGCAGGAGAAGACGCCUCUGCAGCAGAAACUGGACGAGUUCGGAGAGCAGCUCUCCAAGGUCAUCUCCCUCAUCUGCGUGGCCGUGUGGAUCAUCAACAUCGGUCAUUUCAACGACCCCGUCCACGGGGGCUCCUGGUUCCGAGGGGCCAUCUACUAUUUCAAGAUUGCCGUGGCUCUGGCCGUAGCCGCCAUCCCCGAAGGCCUGCCCGCCGUCAUCACCACCUGCCUGGCCCUGGGAACUCGCCGUAUGGCCAAGAAGAACGCCAUCGUCAGAAGCCUGCCCUCCGUGGAGACCCUGGGCUGCACCUCCGUCAUCUGCUCCGACAAGACCGGCACCCUCACCACCAACCAGAUGUGUGUCACCAAGAUGUUCAUCAUCGAUAAAGUCGACAAUGACAACGUCGCCCUCGGUCAGUUUGACAUUUCUGGCUCAAAGUACACCCCCGAGGGAGAAGUAACGAGGAACGGCUCGCUGGUGAAGUGUGGACAGUACGACGGACUUGUUGAGCUGGCGACCAUCUGCGCUCUGUGCAACGACUCCUCUCUGGACUACAACGAGUCCAAAGGGAUUUAUGAGAAAGUGGGUGAGGCGACGGAGACGGCUCUUUGCUGUUUGGUGGAGAAGAUGAACGUCUUCAACUCUGAUGUGCGUGGCCUGUCCAAGGUGGAAAGAGCCAACGCUUGCUGCACCGUGGUCAAGCAGCUGAUGAGGAAGGAGUUCACCCUGGAGUUCUCCAGAGACAGGAAGUCCAUGUCAGUCUUCUGCUCCCCCGCCAAGUCGGCCAAAGCUCCCGUGGGAAACAAGAUGUUUGUCAAAGGCGCUCCAGAGGGAGUGAUCGAUCGUUGCUCUUACGUCCGAGUCGGUACCACCCGAGUGCCGCUGACUGGCCCGGUCAAAGACCACAUCAUGUCCAUCAUCAAGGAGUGGGGAACCGGGCGCGACACCCUCCGUUGUUUGGCCCUCGCCACCCGUGACACUCCUCUGAGGAAGGAGGAGAUGAACCUGGAGGACUCCACCAAGUUUGCAGACUACGAGACCGACUUGACGUUCGUGGGCUGCGUCGGCAUGCUCGACCCUCCACGCAAGGAAGUCAUGGGCUCCAUCGAGUUGUGCAGGGCCGCCGGUAUUCGCGUCAUCAUGAUCACUGGUGACAACAAGGGCACAGCCGUGGCCAUCUGCCGCCGCAUUGGCAUCUUCAAGGAGGACGAGGACGUCACCGGGAAGGCCUACACAGGCCGCGAGUUUGACGACCUCCCACCAUACGAGCAGAAGAACGCCGUCCGAAAGGCUUGCUGCUUCGCCAGAGUGGAGCCAUCGCACAAGUCAAAGAUUGUCGAGUUCCUGCAAGGUUUUGAUGAGAUUACAGCCAUGACCGGUGACGGAGUGAACGAUGCCCCUGCCUUGAAGAAGGCGGAGAUUGGCAUCGCCAUGGGCUCUGGCACUGCCGUUGCCAAGUCUGCCUCUGAGAUGGUCCUGGCUGACGACAACUUCUCUUCCAUUGUGUCUGCUGUUGAGGAGGGCAGAGCCAUUUACAACAACAUGAAGCAGUUCAUCCGCUACCUCAUCUCCUCCAACGUGGGCGAGGUCGUCUGUAUCUUCCUGACCGCUGCUCUGGGUCUUCCUGAGGCUCUGAUCCCCGUCCAGCUCCUCUGGGUCAACCUUGUGACUGACGGUCUGCCCGCCACGGCGCUGGGCUUCAACCCCCCUGACUUGGACAUCAUGGGCAAAGCCCCCCGCUCCCCCAAAGAGCCCCUCAUCUCCGGCUGGCUCUUCUUCAGAUAUCUGGCCAUUGGAGGUUACGUUGGAGCCGCAACCGUUGCAGCAGCUGCCUGGUGGUUCCUGUACUGCGACGAGGGUCCGAUGGUCUCUUUCUACCAGCUGUCUCACUUCAUGCAGUGCAGCGAGGACAACGAGGACUUUGACGGCGUGCACUGCGAGGUGUUCGAGUCCUCUCCACCAAUGACCAUGGCUCUGUCUGUGCUGGUCACCAUCGAGAUGUGCAACGCUCUGAACAGCUUGUCUGAGAACCAGUCCCUGGUGCGCAUGCCGCCCUGGAGUAACUGCUGGCUGGUGGGCGCCAUGAGCCUCUCCAUGUCCCUUCACUUCAUGAUCAUCUACGUCGACCCCCUCCCUAUGAUCUUCAAGCUCACUCAUCUGAACGUGGAGCAGUGGUUGAUGGUGCUGAAGCUUUCCUUCCCGGUCAUUCUCAUCGACGAGCUUCUGAAGUUUGUGGCUCGCACAUAUCUGGAGGGUAAAGUGUAGAAGAGAAGAGCUGCAGAGAGAAGAUGUGAUCGUGCCAAACGUCACGAAUACAAAACACUGAAAUACACCAAAAAAAAAAAAAACAAUAAACUAAGCUGCAAAACAUUUCUUCUGUGUAUGUACUGAAAAUAAUAUAUAGCUAAGAGUUAUUAAAACUAUUCUGUGAUGAUUUUAUUCUUAAAGAAUAAAGAUAAUGUAUUAAUCUUCAAAACAUG
Molecule: messenger RNA, 3388 nt
Organism: Mugil cephalus (flathead mullet)
Lineage: Eukaryota; Metazoa; Chordata; Actinopteri; Mugiliformes; Mugilidae
Gene: atp2a1
Product: ATPase sarcoplasmic/endoplasmic reticulum Ca2+ transporting 1
Exons: 25
Coding region: 183-3173 (996 amino acids)
Biological process (GO): intracellular calcium ion homeostasis; calcium ion transmembrane transport
Cellular component (GO): membrane
Molecular function (GO): P-type calcium transporter activity; ATP binding; ATP hydrolysis activity
Source: RefSeq, a predicted model, not a curated record